ACUAUUUCCUUGUCUUCUCUAGCACCGUCACCGGCACUGGCACCGCCACCGUCAACACUGUUAGGCACUGCUUUUCCUUGCUUCUUCCUCCUUUCUUUUUCUUCCUCCCUUCUCCUUCCUUUCUUUUUCUUCCUCCAUUCUCAUUCGUUCUCAUUCUUUCUCUUCCUACUACUCCAUCUAUUCCCCUUGUGUCUCCAUAGCAAAGAAUCCAAAAAAUUUGGGUACUCAUCACACAAUUUGGCAAGCACUUGGAUCUAAACUCUUGGAUCCCAAAAACAUCAGACUACCUAAUCCCUCUCCCUCCCAUGAAAACCCCCUCGUUUUCCCAUCACCGCAGCCUCCUUCCUUUGAAGCAGCACCGAAACCAGCACCACCAUUUCAAUUUCCACCCCACAAAGAUCCACAUUGCUGGAAUGUUGAGGUAAAGGGAUUUGAGAUUCACUAACCUAGAAAGAUGAGGGAUUUAUUAUGUAAUUGAACAUAGGAAAAGUAACCUUGAAUUUUAUAGGUUUCAAAUGAUUUUUUUUCCAUCUUUCUGCCUGUACUUGCUAUGAUCUUCUAAAUGUUUGGUUGAAUCACUCUCAUAUUCUGCAUAUUGGCAAAAUCAAGCUAGAUCUUCAAC
Rubroshorea leprosula is the source of this 622-nucleotide messenger RNA. NCBI's taxonomy places the organism in Eukaryota, Viridiplantae, Streptophyta, Magnoliopsida, Malvales, Dipterocarpaceae. The record is from the annotation of a GenBank genome assembly.